GACAAGUUCAGUUCAGACACACCGCCCCAACAUCAUGCAGUCCACUCCAAUCACUCUGGUGGCAAUCGUCCUCCUCGGCGCCGCAUUGGUGCGAGCCUUUGACGAGAAGGCAGCCCUGGCCAAGCUGAUGGAAACAGCCGAGGUAUGCAUUCCGGAGGUGGGUGCCACCGACGCCGAUCUGCAGGAGAUGAUCAAGAAGCAGCCCGCCAGCACUUAUGCCGGCAAGUGCCUGCGCGCCUGCGUGAUGAAGAGCUUCGGGGUGCUGGGCGCCAACGGCAAACUGGACACGGAGGCAGGUCGCGAGAAGGCCAAGCAGUACACCGGCAACGAUCCAGCCAAGCUAAAGAUUGCCCUGGAGAUCGGGGACACCUGUAGCGUCAUCACUGUGCCGGAUGAUCACUGCGAGGCCGCCGAAGCCUACGGCGCCUGCUUCAAGGGCGAGGCCAAGAAACACGGACUUUUGUAACCAAAAACGGACCCACCAACUGGACACGCCUGGAAUCCCAAGUCUGUAUCUUUAAGUUUUGGUUAAUCAAAGUCGAGUAAAAUAAAUGCAUUGAAAAAGGAA
Drosophila erecta is the source of this 568-nucleotide messenger RNA. It is a transcript of the gene Obp28a, whose product is annotated as general odorant-binding protein 28a. The record is from RefSeq and is a predicted model, not a curated record. Bases 35 to 466 code for a protein of 143 amino acids. Gene Ontology annotation, biological process: sensory perception of smell. The transcript has a single exon. Gene Ontology annotation, molecular function: odorant binding. NCBI's taxonomy places the organism in Eukaryota, Metazoa, Arthropoda, Insecta, Diptera, Drosophilidae.